Messenger RNA from Babesia bigemina, 597 nucleotides. RefSeq lists its product as hypothetical. The record is from RefSeq and is a predicted model, not a curated record. The transcript has 5 exons. NCBI's taxonomy places the organism in Eukaryota, Apicomplexa, Aconoidasida, Piroplasmida, Babesiidae. Bases 1 to 597 code for a protein of 198 amino acids.
AUGUCGGACAACACUCUUCAGAUAGUCGUGAAGAUUCUUUCCGACUUGGGUUAUUCUAUGACUCUGAAAAGGCUGCGUAAAGAGGUUGGGGAUGACAAGCUACGUCCAGAGAACGUUCCGCAAGCGGUGAAGGCAUUCAACUUUAAAGCCCUGGCGGCUGGACUGCUUGUGAAGGAGGGUGAUGUGCAGCCUGAGCCCAAAGUGGCUCCGAAGGUCGAAACUGCCGACGCCUCUACGCCCGUGGUAAAGCCAACACUUAAGAAAUUGGUGUUUGUGCAAUCUAAAACGGAGAAACCGUCCAGUCAACCUGAGAAGAAGCAGGUUAUGACUGUGGAUGCGGAGAUGCCCAAGGGGCGCUUCAAACGCAUCCAAGAUGAAGUGUGGCUAGAUCGCAUCGAAAAAGAAGAGCUGAAGGAGAAUUCGUACUUGAUGAAGAAUGACGACUUCUCGCUCAAGGCGGCGCAGGAGCUCAUCCAGGUGAAGGGGAAAAAUUUCAGGACUGAGAAGAUGAAGAAAAAACGGGCGUCAUGGAAAGGUUCAGGCGAGAUAACGAGUCACGUGAAUUCAGUCCAGUUUGACGACUCAGACGGCGACUGA